This is a messenger RNA of Paramisgurnus dabryanus, 999 nucleotides long. Lineage: Eukaryota; Metazoa; Chordata; Actinopteri; Cypriniformes; Cobitidae. The record is from RefSeq and is a predicted model, not a curated record.
AUGGUUCAGUUUUGCCCGAUCUGUGGUAGAUCAUAUGCACAGCUGAGUCAGCAUCUACGUGUUUACCACAAAGUGGUCAACGUGAAGGAGAGAAAGCUUCUACUGGCCCUGGAAUCAGGCAGGGUGAAGUACAGAGAGGGCAAGUGCUCCGUGCCUGGAUGUGACAAGGUCACCACCCGGCUGGACUGGCACAUCCAGACACACUCGGAACUUUCUAAGAGGGCGAGGAAGGAUGCGAUCAAGAGGUGCAAAAAAGAUGUUAUUUUGAAACAGCUGUCCGAGCUCCGAGCCUCCGACCCUGCAGUCCCCAUGGCCUCGAGGCUCGACCUCGUUGAGCUUGAGGACGAGCCGGUUCCUCUGGAUCCGGAGGAAGAGGAAGAGGAGGCGCAGUGCCCAAAACAACUCUGCCGGCGUGCCAGGGAGGAGGUGGCUAACCUAAACCAGCAGGUCGACACUCUUACAACAGCCUUGCGCGACGUAACUCGCAGGUACAGGUCGUUGAAACGAAAGUUUAGGCCCUCCUCCUCUGCCCAGCUGACCAGCGUAACCAAGAAGUUGCUGUCCGCCCUGGAUGAGCCACAGGAAGGGCAAGACACGCCGCAGGAUACCCCUCAGCAGACCCCUCAGGAGACCACUCUUAGAUAUCCCUCCCCCGAGCCGAGCACCUCUCAGGAGGCAUCGGAGCACUUGCCCCAGUACCCCGAGCACGUGGCGGCCCUGAACGAGCUGCUAGAGGAGUACAAGAGACACCAAGAGGGGUCCGACCCGUCCGCGAAGCUCCUUAACAAUGUCGCCUCGAAGAUCUACAGGAUCAAAAACUUCAUUGGCUACAUGGCGGACGGGAAGACCAACCUCUCCAGCUUCCUCUUCCUGGAGGACACGCAGCGAGUAAGGUCCUGGGUGAACUUUCUGAGGCGGGCCAAGAUUACCGAGACCACCAUCCAACACUAUGUCAAAAAUGCGGCACAGUUCGUAGACUACUUGAGCCAAACACCUUAG